Molecule: messenger RNA, 3066 nt
Organism: Colletotrichum destructivum
Lineage: Eukaryota; Fungi; Ascomycota; Sordariomycetes; Glomerellales; Glomerellaceae
Product: Putative ubiquitin specific protease, papain-like cysteine peptidase superfamily
Exons: 4
Coding region: 538-2796 (752 amino acids)
Biological process (GO): protein deubiquitination
Cellular component (GO): nucleus; cytosol
Molecular function (GO): cysteine-type deubiquitinase activity
Source: RefSeq, a predicted model, not a curated record
CAGGACCCCAGGUCUAGAGUCCAAAUCCCUCUCGCUCGCUACAUUCUCGACUUGUGGCCCGGCUGCUACGCCUCUCGUUGCCUUCUUACUCCCCUUCCUCCCCUUCCUCCCCUCCCUCUCACAUCUUCUCGUCCUCUCUCUGCUUGCCAACACGGCCUGGUCCCAUCUCUGUGUCCUGGCAAAUGCUGCUUCAACCAUCGUCGGCAUCCAAUCUCCCCUGACAUCUCCUGUCCUCUCCAUCGUCCGUCCCGCCACAGACCACCCGCAACAGACCACCCGCAACUUCAGCCGAAUCACCGGAGGGAACGACCCCUACUUCAUCUGCGCCACAAUCGCGCGCAUCGCCUGCAGUACAUCAUCUCACAUCUCCCCGCACUUCAUUCGACGUUAUAUCGCCCGCCGACGGUCCAAUUGCCCAUCGCAUGGUAGUCUUCGCUCUCUCUGCCCGGCUGCCGUGAGCUUGUCUCGCGCAGAUACCACCUGACAAGACUCGAUCCUGGCCUCCGUUCCCAAUCGCCUCUGACGGGAGUCGCCAGCAUGGCGGGCUUCUUUAACAAACUCAAGAGUGCGGGAAAUACCACCUCGAGCCCCACGAGCAAAGAUGCGCCGAGCAAGAAGGUCAAGGAGGAGCCGGCGCCAGAGCUUACUCCCCUGGAGAAGAUGCUGCAGAAUGCCGGGCCCUUGAGAGAAGAUGGCACCGACAAGUUCUUCGGUCUUGAGAAUUUUGGCAAUACAUGCUACUGCAACUCGAUCGUCCAGGCACUGUUCUACUCAGAAUCCUUCCGUGAUCAUGUUAUCAAGUACCCGCUGCUGUCACCUUCCGAUACCCCGAACGGAACACGACCGAAAGUUAACGUGACGAUCCGGCCGCCCGUCGCGAAAGACCCCCCGAAUACGCCAGGAGCGAAGCAAAAGGGCCUCAGUGCCUCAGAAUCGAUGAAGCGCAGGCAGGCUAUGACUGCGGGAAUGCCCCCUCCUGGCGCGCCAGGCAUUCGCCCUGAGGACAAGCCCGACUCACCGGAAUACAAGAAGAAACAUGCCAUGAUCAAGGGCCCGAUUCUCGAGUUGGCGCAAGAGAACCCGUCUGCGUACGGCAUGGAGGAGUGCACCUUCACCGGGCUCAAGGAUAUUUUCCAGGCCCUGAUCGAGAGCAACACCAGGACGGGUGUCCUUAGCCCACAACGGUUCCUAGAAAUCUUUAAGCGAGACAACGAGAUGUUCCGAAACUCGAUGCACCAGGAUGCUCACGAAUUCUACGGCCUCGUCCUCAACGAUGUCAUCUCCAACGUCGAGGCAAAUGCCAAACGCGCCCAGGAGCGGGAAGCUGAGAACAGAGAUGGCCUGGUUCAGUCGGUGGAAAAUGCUCUCGGUGCCGCGAACCUAAUGAACCGGCCAGCGAAUGGAAUGGGUUCGCCAGGAACUGGCUGGGUCCAUGACAUCUUUGAGGGUGUUUUGACUUCAGAAACGAAGUGCCUCACCUGCGAAACGGCUUCGCAAAGAGAUGAAACGUUCCUGGACUUGUCCAUCGACUUGGAAGAACACUCAUCGGUAACAUCUUGCCUCCGCAAGUUUUCGGCUGAAGAGAUGUUGUGCGAGCGCAACAAGUUUCAUUGCGAUCACUGCGGUGGACUUCAAGAGGCUGAAAAGCGAAUGAAGAUCAAGCGGUUACCAAAGGUUCUCGCGCUGCACCUAAAGCGCUUCAAGUAUACCGAGGAUUACAGUCGGUUGCAGAAGCUCUUUCACCGCGUCGUAUAUCCGUAUCAUCUACGCAUGUUCAACACCACCGACGACGCAGAAGACCCUGACCGCCUGUAUGAGUUGUACGCCGUCGUCGUUCACAUUGGUGGAAACGCCUACCACGGACACUACGUCUCGGUCAUCAAAACUAAAGACAGGGGCUGGGUUCUCUUCGACGAUGAGAUGGUGGAGCCGGUUGACAAGCACUUUGUCCGAAACUUCUUCGGCGACAAGCCUGGCAUGGCUUGUGCCUACGUCUUGUUCUACCAAGAAACCACCUUCGAAAAGGUACAGGCUGAGAUGGAGGCUGAGGGUCUAGAGGAGGUAAAGAUUGCCAGCGAAGCCGCCAACGUCGCCCAUGAGAACGGACAGCCAAACGGCACAAACGGCACAACUCCCCUUUCGAAACAAUCUACGCAACCCAUUAGUCCGAUCGAGGAACGCGAGUCGCUCCCGAAUCUCGCGCACGCGCAGACAGCUCCCGUCAAGGUGGACGCUCCACCCCCAGAGAAGCUUCCACCGACGCUCGAGACGGCCGCUACUCCUACGGCUUCUACGAUCCCCACCAACAUCAUCAGAUCCAACACAGCGGCGAAGACGGACAAGUCGAAGGACGACAAGAAGCGCGAGAAGAAGGAGCAGGAGGCCGCGGAGAAGGCGCGGAAGCAAGCCGAGAAAGACAAGGCGAAGCAGGAAGAGAAACAACAGAGAGAGAACAUGGCUAGGAGAAGGGAUGCCUACCAGCGAGAGCAAGAAGAGUUGCGCAAAGCAAUCGAAGCCAGCAAGAAAUCUGCGCAAGACGACACCAAGAAGAAGGAUUCGUCCAGCUCAGGUGGGUUCCUCAACCGGUCCAGCCGGGCCAGCAAAUCGAUGAGUAAGAAGAGUUUCGGAUUCCUGAGCAAGGACAAGGACAAGGAUAAGGGCGAAUCGCAUCAACCGUCGGAGAACGGUCACAACGGCUCCGAAGGAUCAACAAGCCAGCCAGACAAAACCAAGGAGUUAAAGGAGCGAUUCAGUUUCAAUCUUGGCAGGAAGAAGAGCGGCAACUUGCUCUCAUGAAGCAGCGCACGGCGUCGUCAUGAUUCAUUGAGGAUGGAAUUUGGUUUCGGUAUACCGCAGUAUAUACAUUAAAAAAAAAGUAGGAGUCGGGAGGGAGUUCUGUCCGAUGGACAUGGCAUAUGACCGACACUGGCACGGUUUGUUGUCUUCAGGGACAUGAGGAACUUCCAAUUGGCGGAGAGACGACUCUUGACGCAAGCAGAUACCCGAGCAUGGUGCGGUUUGCUUGGAUAAUAGCUUUCACUUAAUGAUGGCAAGAAGGACACGUGU